This is a messenger RNA of Tetranychus urticae (two-spotted spider mite), 1492 nucleotides long. RefSeq names its product transport and golgi organization 4 (gene Tango4). Gene Ontology annotation, biological process: mRNA splicing, via spliceosome. Gene Ontology annotation, cellular component: Prp19 complex; catalytic step 2 spliceosome; precatalytic spliceosome. The record is from RefSeq and is a predicted model, not a curated record. Lineage: Eukaryota; Metazoa; Arthropoda; Arachnida; Trombidiformes; Tetranychidae. Gene Ontology annotation, molecular function: protein binding.
GUCUGUUACUAACAGAAACUGCAUGUUUGUGUGAGUGUUUUGAUCUCAUUGUUUAUUUUUUCACAAGUGUUUAUUGUUCAAUAUAACUUUUCAUGUAAUUUUUUGAAUCGCUAAUUUGAUGGAUUUAAGAGAAAAGAUAUUUGAAUCAAUCAAGCGGAGUCAUGAGCUCUUUGCCAAUGAUUUUGGCGCAUUACCAGAAAAUCCAGACUAUGAGAGUUGCUUGUCGAUUCGCGGUAGAGAUCAAUAUGGACACAUUUACGACAGAGUUAAUUCUAUGGGUGAUAAAAAAACGAAUUCGUUUGGAAAUUCAAAAACUCCCCUCUUAGGACCCUCUUUACCGGCUCCAUCACAAGCAUUAGUACUUUCGAAGCAACAAGACUCCUCGAUAUCACCUAGAACACAAAAUCAGAGACCAUCAUUAGGAGCAAUCAUCCCUCAUAAAGCUCCUGUUAUGCCAAAACCUCAAUGGCAUCCUCCUUGGAAAUUGAAGAAAGUAAUCAGUGGUCAUACUGGUUGGGUACGAUGUCUAGCUGUUGACACCAGUAACGAAUGGUUUGCAAGCGGUUCAAAUGAUAGGACGAUUAAAAUUUGGGACUUAGCAAGUGGUAAAUUGUCAUUGACCGUUACCGGCCAUAUCUCACCAGUUCGAGGCUUAGCUGUAAGCUCCAAUCAUCCUUAUCUUUUCUCUUGCGGUGAAGAUAAGCAAGUGAAAUGCUGGGAUCUAGAGCAAAAUAAAGUAAUUAGACAUUACCAUGGGCAUUUGAGUGCUGUUUAUUCAAUUGCUGUAUUGCCAGAAUUAGAUAUCCUUAUAACUGGUGGAAGAGAUAAAGUUGCACGUCUCUGGGACAUGAGAACUAAAGUUCAGAUUCACAGCCUGAGUGGCCACAACGACAGUAUUGCGUCCGUGCAAUGCCAACCAUCUGAUCCACAAGUAAUCACUGGAUCUCAUGACAGUACCAUUAGAAUGUGGGAUAUUAUUGCUGGAAAAACUAUCAAAACGUUGACUCACCAUAAGAAAAGUGUGCGAGCCUUGCAAUUUCAUCCUGUCUACAACAUGUUUGCCUCUGGUGCACCUGAUAAUAUCAAACAAUGGAUGUGUCCUGAUGGAGAUUUUGUUCAAAAUUUGAGUAAUCAUAAAAUGGUUAAUUGCUUAGCUGUUAAUGAAGAUAACGUUCUUGUCUCAGGAGCUGAUGAUGGCUCAUUGUACUUUUGGGACUGGAAAUCAGGAUAUAAUUUCCAAAGUUUUAACUCAUUACCACAAUCAGGUUUCGUGGGUGCUAACUCUGUUUAUGCUGCUUUGUUUGAUAGAAGUGGUUCUCGAUUAAUAACCGGCGAAUGUGAUGCGACUAUCAAAAUUCAUCAAGUGGAUGAAGAGGCCACCCCUGAAAGUUUUCCAAUCAACUGGAAGCCUGGAAUUUUCAGACGAACCAUGUAAUAUAUUUAUUUUUGCACAAAAGUUAAGAAAUACACCAUUUAAUAAUUUUUUCAUUUA